Betta splendens (Siamese fighting fish) is the source of this 1291-nucleotide messenger RNA. It is a transcript of the gene lrrc23, whose product is annotated as leucine rich repeat containing 23. The record is from RefSeq and is a predicted model, not a curated record. NCBI's taxonomy places the organism in Eukaryota, Metazoa, Chordata, Actinopteri, Anabantiformes, Osphronemidae. The transcript has 8 exons. Gene Ontology annotation, molecular function: protein binding. Bases 206 to 1153 code for a protein of 315 amino acids.
GUGUGAGAGCUCUAAUGCAACACCUGGUUUUAGAAGAAGUGAGCGAGUUCCAACCCGGCGUCACCGCGGGUCGGGUUUCCAUGGCAACCGCGACAACAAACGCGUCUAAGUAGCUGGUUCGAAGAGCUUAACGCUGGUAUUAGCUUGUGGUUGAAUUAAAGCCACUGUUUAAUUGUUUAACAAAAGUUCUUGAUGCCUGUUCGACAUGUCUGAUGCGGAGGAUGGAUUUUUGUCGGAUGUAGAGACGGAACCUCAGCAAAAAGUCGAAGGCGAUGAGGAGCUCUGCCAGCUGACCCAAGAGGUCAUAGGUCAAGGGCUCUCCUUACUGUGCCGAACAGGAAAUGGGCUCGGACAUGCGUAUGUCAAACUGGACCUGAAAGACAAGGCACUGGUCGACAUAGACGCAGUCAGCAGUUAUAUUCACAUACGUUUUCUGGAUGUGUCCAGUAACCACCUUACUGAUCUGUCUCCUCUGGCGUCUCUGACGCAACUGCUGUGGCUGAAGGUGGACAAUAACUCUGUGGGGUCCUUCAAAGGGCAGCCUUUUGCUCAGCUGACUUUCUUGCAGUGGCUAAGCAUGGCUGUGAACCAGCUGACAGACCUGGAUGGUCUGGUGGGGCCAGCUUUAGAAACCCUCAUUCUGACAGGUAACAGUAUUAAGAAGGUGUCAGGUCUUCACAGUGGCUGCUUUGCCAACCUAGUGGUUUUAGAGCUGAGAGGAAACCAGCUGGAAACCACUGAUGGCAUCAACCUUCCCAACCUGCAGAAAUUAUACCUGGCACAAAAUGCAAUCACACGUCUGGAGGGUUUGGAGAAGCUGGAAAACCUCAUCACCCUUCAUCUACGAGAGAACCAGUUGAACUCUUUGGACGGCCUCAGCUCCAACAUGAAGUGUCUUCAGUACCUCAAUGUGAGAGGUAAUUCACUUUCGGAUGAGAGCGCCCUGCAGGCGCUUGUGUGUGUGUCAACAACUCUGCGUACUUUGGUUGUUUCUGAGAACCCUCUGGUGGAAACGACGGAGUAUCGAGUAAGUGCACUGAUGCUCGUGCCGCAGCUGGAGCGAAUUGACAAAGGCCCUAUUUUCCCAGUGGAGAGAACUGAGGCCCAGUUGAGAGUUAAGGAACUUAAAGAAGAGGAAAUAACUGAGCCAUAAGAUUGGUAAUGACCAAAAGGAGGAAGUGUGAGACCUCACUGAAACAGUGUGUGAUUGUGUUCAUGGCGUAUGAUGAAAUGCUUUACAUUAUCCCACUAUUAAAAUGUUUUUUUUUAUACAAUAAAAGUUUAGAUCAUU